This is a messenger RNA of Eufriesea mexicana, 1332 nucleotides long. It is a transcript of the gene TTLL1B, whose product is annotated as Tubulin tyrosine ligase-like 1B. The record is from RefSeq and is a predicted model, not a curated record. The transcript is spliced from 9 exons. Lineage: Eukaryota; Metazoa; Arthropoda; Insecta; Hymenoptera; Apidae. Gene Ontology annotation, cellular component: ciliary basal body. Bases 1 to 1332 code for a protein of 443 amino acids. Gene Ontology annotation, molecular function: tubulin-glutamic acid ligase activity; metal ion binding; tubulin binding. Gene Ontology annotation, biological process: microtubule cytoskeleton organization; protein polyglutamylation.
AUGGCGUCCAGUACAGUACCGGAAAAUAAACGCAUUGCAAAUUUAAAUGUAUCUAAUAAUCAUGGCAGAAAAGUUCUAAACGUUUACAGAGUAUCAACAAGUGGAACAGACAAGACGAAAGUGACGUUUUGCACGGACGUGGACAAGUCCGUGAUAGUGCAUAACUUCGAGAAAAGGGGAUGGGUUCAAGUAGGUCCGGAAGAUGAUUGGAAUUUUUAUUGGGCAGUCACUCAAUCAUGUAGGAAUAUAUUCAGCGUAGAAACCGGAUACAGAAUGGACGACAAACAAAUGAUCAAUCACUUUCCGAAUCACUAUGAAUUGACACGGAAGGACCUCUUGGUAAAAAAUAUAAAACGUUAUCGGAAGGAAUUGGAACGGGAAGGAAAUCCUUUAGCAGAAAGAAGCGAUGGUCCGGGAAAAUAUCUUUAUCUCGAUUUCAUACCUGUCACGUUCGUAUUACCAGCAGAUUAUAACAUGUUCGUGGAAGAAUACCGGAAAUCACCGCAAAGCACGUGGAUCAUGAAGCCGUGUGGAAAAUCACAGGGAGCUGGUAUAUUCCUAAUUAAUAAAUUAAGUAAAUUAAAGAAAUGGUCCCGAGAAGCGAAAAAUCCAUUCAACCCCAAUUUAACGAAGGAGUCAUACGUAAUAUCUAGGUAUAUUGAUAAUCCACUUUUGAUUGGCGGAAAAAAGUUCGAUCUUCGAUUAUACGUUCUCAUUACAUCCUUUCGACCAUUGAAAGCGUAUCUGUUCAAACUAGGAUUUUGUCGAUUUUGUACGGUUAAAUACGAUACUAGUAUUCAAGAAUUGGACAAUAUGUACGUUCAUUUGACAAACGUAUCUGUACAAAAGCAUGGUGAAGAAUACAACAGCAAGCAUGGUGGUAAGCUGAGUGUACACAAUUUGAGACUGUAUUUGGAGAGCACGCGUGGGAAAGCGGUUACAGAAAAAUUGUUUGCGAAUAUCACUUGGUGUAUCGUACAUUCUUUGAAGGCUGUUGCUCCAGUUAUGGCGAACGAUCGACACUGUUUCGAGUGCUAUGGCUACGACAUUAUCAUCGAUAAUGAUCUUAAACCGUGGCUUAUAGAGGUAAAUGCAUCUCCAUCGUUGACCUCCACUACAGUAAAUGAUCGAAUUUUAAAAUACAAAUUAAUUGACAAUAUAAUUUCAAUUGUCGUGCCACCCGAUGGUGUACCAGAUGUAAAAUGGAACAAAUGUCCACCACCAGAAGCACUAGGAAAUUUCGAGCUCCUUUUGGACGAAGAAUUGUCCACUCAAGAUGAUAAAGAAUAUUCAUCCGGAAAGUAUCGCAGUUCCUCAAGCAAAUGGAAAUAA